CAGACACACACAGACACACACACAUGGCAACUCCUUGGCAGGAUGCCUCUGGCGCUGGCCCAGUCAGCGAGUUGGCACCGCUGCGGCGCGUGCCACACCCACUGCCAGCACGCUUGCCAGCGCUGGGGCCUUUGAGGUCGCUGCCCGGCGCCACAAUCGACGAGUCAACCACAGAUCCCCUCGGUGACGACAUUGGCACUGCACCCUUGUCCGCACUCCCACCGCCAAGAAACAUCGCAGCAGCACCACCGCUCCCUCCGCUCCCUCCACUCCCGUUUGGCGCCUCACCCGUACACCGCACUGCGCAGGAGUUGAGCGCUACCACGACGAGGGAGGUGCCCGUGCUUGAUGGCCCACGCGGCGGCGCCCACACCGCUACCAAAGCUGUCUCCAGGAAAACCACAGCAACCUCGUCGUUUAACGUUGACAGCAGUGCCAACAGCGCCAGCACUGCAAGUGUACCGCUCGCGCCAAGUCGCAAGCGCAAGAGUGGCGGAGAGGGUGGCGCCACGGCAGACGGCAUCGUCGUCGUCAGGAAAGGGGCACGCUCCCUCAAACUCUUCAAGACCGUGCUGUUCACCGUCGUUGGCAUGGCAAUCCUGGCCGCCGCCCUCGGUGCCGCCCUCGGCUACACUCGCUCAUCCGAUAACGGUGGCACCAACCCACAAGGGUCCUCCAACAACGACACGGCGACAACCAUAACGCCCUUCAACGCCACCAACAUAACAACAGCAGCAACCUUCUCGCCGUCAACCACGUCAACCUCAAGCACUUCCACCACAAGCACGACAACAAUCCUGGCGUCAUCAUCAGCAGUAUCCUCAACCGUGCCCUUCUCAGUGGUGACCACAACAACAACAGCAACCACUUCCAUGGUGGCGUCAUCAGGAGCAACAUCAUUCUCAACAACAACAGCUGCAACCACUUCCAUGGUGGCGUCAUCAGGAGCAACAUCAUUCUCAACAACAACAGCUGCAACCACUUCCAUGGUGGCGUCAUCAGGAGCAACAUCAUUCUCAACAACAACACCUGCAACCACUUCCAUGGUGGCAUCAUCAGGAGCAACAUCAUUCUCAACAACAACAGCUGCAACCACUUCCAUGGUGGCGUCAUCAGGAGCAACAUCAUUCUCAACAACAACAGCUGCAACCACUUCCAUGCCACAACAACAACAACAACAACAACACCAACAACAACAACAACAACAACAACAACAACAACAACAACAACAACAACAACAACAACAACAACAACAACAACAACAACAACAACAACAACAACAACAACAACAACAACAACAACAACAACAACAACAACAACAACAACAACAACAACAACAACAACAACAACAACAACAACAACAACAACAGCAACCACGGUUCCGGCACCAGAGCGCAAGCUCAGACUACGGGCGCGGCAUCGCCAGCCUCCCACGUGGCAUGCUGUUCCUCGUGGGCGAGACAUACGGCGUGGUGGACACGACGCCCGGCGCAGCCAACGGCGGGUCGCUGGAUGCGUUUGUGCUCCAGCUCAACAGCAGCAGCGGCGCGCUUGUCGCCUCAAGUCAACACGGCGGCGCAGACAGCGAGGGCUUCCAAGACGUGGCAACCUUUGUCGACGGCAGCGGCAACGCCGUCGCAUAUGUGGUCGGCAGCAGCGCCGCGUCAACAUCCGUGAGCGCUGUCAUCCUGUACAAGUUCAACGUCACGACGACUGGCCAUGUGCUCGUGUGGCAGAAGCAGUUCCCCGCCAUCCCCAUCAGCGGCAGCAGCACCAGCAGCGCCAAGGCGCUGGGGCGCGGUGUCGCCGUGGGCAGCGAUGGCAGCGUCGUGUUCGUUGGCUACACGGAUGCCUCCUUCAUUGGGCAGGCGAGCGCAGGCAGCAUGGACGCAUUUGCCGCCAAGAUGACGAGCGAGGGCGCGCUGGUGUGGGUGGUGCAGUUUGGCACGUCCGACUUUGACUAUGGCCGUGACGUGUACGUGCACCCGGCGACUGGCGACGUGUAUGUGGCUGGCUCCACGUACGGCGCGUUUGCGGGGCAGGCCUCUGCUGGUGGCAGCGACAUGUUUGUGGCCAAACUGGACGGCGCAGACGGCACUGUGCUGUGGACGUGGCAGCAUGGCAGCAGUGGCACAGACGUGGCCUAUGGCGUGUCAAUGAGUGGCGACCACGAGGCAAUCUUCCUCACGGGCCACACGUUCGGGUCGCUGGAGACGGGCGUGGCCAACGCAGGCACAUCUGACGUGUUUGUGCUGCGGCUGGAGGAUCCGGCCAACAACAGCUCGGCCAGCGCGCGCACAGUGUCGUGGGCGAGGCAGUUUGGCACGGCAGCAGCCGACACGGCAUACGAGGCGAUCGCCGAUGGCGACGGCUCCGUCAUUGUCACGGGUUCAACAUAUGGAGCGUUGCUCGGCAACACGCACGCGGGCCUGGCAGACAUGUUCGUGCUGAGACUGGCAGGGGAUACGGGGUCGCUGGUGUGGAGCAAGCAGCUGGGCACCGUCGACUCUGACACGGGUGCAGGGAUCACGCGUGUUGCCGACGACAACAACAGCACCAUCACCACCAGCAUUGUCCUCUGCGGCUCCACGCAGGGCAGCAUGGCGCCCAACACAAACCAAGGCCUGUGGGAUGUGCUCGCACUCAACCUCGUGUGA
This is a messenger RNA of Salpingoeca rosetta, 2657 nucleotides long. RefSeq lists its product as uncharacterized. The transcript has 3 exons. NCBI's taxonomy places the organism in Eukaryota, Choanoflagellata, Craspedida, Salpingoecidae. The record is from RefSeq and is a predicted model, not a curated record. Gene Ontology annotation, molecular function: protein binding. The coding region runs from base 24 to 2657 and encodes 877 amino acids.